UUAUCUGCUGCAGCGAAUUACAAAGUCGCAUAACGUCGUGCUUAGCAGUACGUGCGGUAGUGCGCGCGGUGGACAGUACGUUUUGCAAGUAACGCCAAUUGGCGCUAUUGUAAUUACUUGAGAAAUGGACACUAGCCGAGAUAAAAAUUCCGAUAACGAGUUUAAUUUAAAGUGCGUGAGUGCGAGCGAUGUGGAAGCGACGGAUUUCGAUGUGGCUUGCGCGCAUAAAAUGGAAGCUUGUCGUAACAGUAACCACGUGACAAAUAUAAAAGGAGCGACGGAGUUUCUCGUGAAAUAUCGAGGCCGCAUUUACGAUGUAAUUAAUUUUUUGGAUUAUCAUCCUGGCGGCAAAAACAUGCUCGUGCGUCAUAAGGAUCGAAUUUUAGACGAAGCGUUAGUGAAACAUCCGCAUUCCAAGUCCGCUUACUACCUUCUCGAAGAGUUCGCAGUGCAUCGCCAAGAAAGAUAUAACGAAUGCGAAAAUCUGAUAAACUGGGACGCGCCGAUUUUAUGGCAAGUGAGCCUCAUGGGCCACCGUUACUGGGAAUGGGUAAACUUGCCGGUAAACCGACCUAUUCGAUUUUUUCAAUCGGACAUUUUAGAAAUAUUAUCGAUCACGCCGUGGUACUUAGUGCCGGUCGUCUGGGUUCCUCUGGCUAUAUAUUUCUUUUACACGGGAUGUGUUCUGAAUAUUUCAACAAACCUCGUCGUUUCAUCGCAGAAGAUCCUACUGUCGUUCACUCUGGGGAUUCUUAUAUGGACCCUCAUGGAAUAUUUCGUGCACCGAAAAAUAUUCCAUCUUAAACCACCGCAUAAUUCGAGACUAUUAAUUACUCUGCACUUCUUGUUUCACGGAAACCAUCAUAAGGCACCGCUGGAUGGACGGAGAUUAGUGUUUCCGCCGAUAUUUAGCGUCGCUAUGGCGGGAGUACUUUGGCAAAUUUACAAGGUCGUGUUUCCUCUAACGAUGGUCCAUCUCAUCGCGGCUGGUACUAUAAUAGGCUACUUAUGCUAUGAUUUGACGCAUUAUUACUUGCACAAUGGAGCUCCAAAAGUUGACUCAUAUUUAUACACGAUGAAAAGAAGACACAACUAUCACCACUUUGUGUAUCAUAAUCAAGGAUUUGGCGUUACUAGUGAAUUGUGGGAUCAAUUACUCAAAACAGAUCUGACUUUGCGAAAAUUGGAAAAACCUUUAGAAUGGUGAAAUAAAAUGUAUAUUAACAUUCUUGUAUUAAUUAAUAUUUAUUUUAUAACAUUCCUCUCUUAUUUUGUGAAAAAAAUUCGUCAAUGUUAUAAUCACAACUGUAAUUAUGAUAAGUAUACUAAACACAUUGUAACAAUAAAUACAUAAUAUUUUA
This is a messenger RNA of Odontomachus brunneus, 1361 nucleotides long. It is a transcript of the gene Fa2h, whose product is annotated as fatty acid 2-hydroxylase. The transcript is spliced from 6 exons. NCBI's taxonomy places the organism in Eukaryota, Metazoa, Arthropoda, Insecta, Hymenoptera, Formicidae. Gene Ontology annotation, biological process: fatty acid metabolic process; lipid biosynthetic process. The coding region runs from base 125 to 1207 and encodes 360 amino acids. Gene Ontology annotation, molecular function: fatty acid 2-hydroxylase activity; iron ion binding; heme binding. Gene Ontology annotation, cellular component: membrane; endoplasmic reticulum. The record is from RefSeq and is a predicted model, not a curated record.